AUAUACAUUUAACACAUCUUUAUCCCUUACGGGGUGGACAGAGACAAUCUCAAUUGAUUAAGUAUAUUUGAAAUAUAUAACUCAUCAACAUAAUUUCGUAUCUUUAUUGAUAACAUGUUGUGUGUAUUGGCUGUAACACCACUUGAUAUUAAUAUCAAGUUUUAUCACUAACAGUAAACAAAAUGGAUCCAAACGGAGAUGUCUGCUUUGACGAAAUAAUUAAGCAAAAUUUAGGCCCUGAUCAAUUGAAACAGUUCAAUAAAAUUCAUUACGGACGCGAAGACCAUUGUGAACUGAAGUUGCAGGAAACAACAGUUAGUGCCAGUGAUAAAUAUAACUUCCAAGUAGAAGGGUAUUCUUUUGAAGCUGCUAAAGAGGAAAUUAGGAGACCAAGGGUUGUAAAGAUUGGCUUAAUUCAACAUUCAAUUGUUUUACCCACGGAUAAACCUCCGAGAGAACAACGGGAAGCUGUUUUUGAUAAAAUGAGAAGAAUUGUAGAAAUCGCCGGUACGGAGGGCGUACAAAUUCUCUGCCUGGCCGAAGCAUGGUCGUGUCCAUUCUUUCUUUGCACUCGGGAGAAGGAACAGUGGGCUGAAUUCAUAGAAUCACCUGAAAGCGGACCAAGCAUACAGUUCUUAGCUCCUUUGGCAAAGAAAUAUGGUAUGGUGAUAAUAUCCCCGAUAUUUGAACGUGAUGUCGACGGAAAAAUGUGGAAUACUGCCGUUGUCAUUGAUGUUGAUGACUGUGGACAAUAUUUGGGUAAACAUCGUAAGAAUCAUCUACCAAGCGUUGGUAGUUUCAGCGAAAUUAACUACUACGACCCUGGCAACACCGGCCAUCCGGUUUUUGAGACCAAGUACGGUAAAAUUGCUAUAAAUAUAUGUUACGGGCGACACCAAGGGCUUAACUGGUUAAUGUUUGGUUUGAAUGGGGCUGAAAUAGUUUUUAACCCUGCGGCGACUAUCGCGGAAUUUGGGGAGUCGUUCUGGGGCAUAGAAGCUCGGAAUGCGGCUGUCGCUAAUUCUUAUUUUACGGCUAGCAUCAACAGGGUUGGGACUGAAACUUUCAAAGUACUGAAAGUUGGGGAAGAAAAGGGAGUUUCAAGAACCUAUUAUGGAUCCAGCUACGUCACUGCACCUAACGGGUGUAGGACUCCAGGACUUUCACGGAAUAAGGAUGGGUUGCUAAUGGCAGAGUUGGAUUUAAACUUAUGUCGGCAAAUCAGAGAUCACUGGGGGUUCGCUAUGACCGCGAGACUAACCAUUUAUGCUAAAGAAUUGAAAGAAAAAGUUGGCACGACAUAAUUUCUGGUGAUUGGAAAUAAAAUGCAAU
This is a messenger RNA of Amyelois transitella, 1332 nucleotides long. Its product is annotated as beta-ureidopropionase-like. The coding region runs from base 183 to 1304 and encodes 373 amino acids. Lineage: Eukaryota; Metazoa; Arthropoda; Insecta; Lepidoptera; Pyralidae. The transcript has a single exon. Gene Ontology annotation, molecular function: beta-ureidopropionase activity. The record is from RefSeq and is a predicted model, not a curated record.